UGUGGUACUCUAAUGGUUUCUUGCCCUGGGGGUAUCUCGAAAAUCUCCUCCGUGACCCCCGAUGCAUCCUUCGCACCGGCGAAGUAAAGUACGUUUAUCUAUUUUGUGACCACAGUGAAUGAGACGCAAUUGGUACAAUAUAUUUGCAUAAGACACAUACCGAACGGGGGCUUGCCAUGUCUUCGGGUUGCUGUCAAGACGGAUGGUGACGGCGGCUGGGACCAACCAUGCUCAACCUCUAGUAGGACGCGUUCAAGCUUUCCAGCCAUUUUCCGUCCAUCACCUUGCAAUGAUAACCUUCAAGACCUGGACUGACGAAAGCUUCCACCAAGCAAUCAAGCUGCUCCGGUGGUGCCCCAACAAGGACUUACUGGCGGUGCUUUAUGAUACAAAUGAAGUGGACAUCUUUAGAGUCCCUUGGGAGCGAGUUUGUUCUAUCCCGCAGCUCCGUUCUGGGGCCCAAACAGAGACAGUGGCUUGGCGAUCGGACGGCAAAGUGAUAGCUAUAGGAUGGGAUACUGGAUCUGUGCAUCUUUUCGAAGUUGAGUCUGGUGCGGCAUUGCACGUUUUCAACGCCGACCACUGUCAAAUAGUUUCCCUGGAAUGGGUGCGCCAAAAGUUUCUGGGGAAAUGCGGCAGGCUUUUCGCUGGACUACCCGCAAGGGCUCUUGGUCGUUUACCCAGUUUGAUGUCAAGUACUUCUAAUAGAGAUUUGGCCGAUGCAUGUUGGAGUGCAGCGAAUAACGAUACAUCCGAACUCGACAUGCUAAAUGUGUUAGACGCGGACACUACAGUUCAACUUAGCAUUGCAGGUCGUUUGCCGGCGGGUGUUAUAGCACUGCGAUCUUACACCGAGCUGAACUUGAAAAAUCCCAGUAUCGCCCAUAUUUGGUCAACUUCCGAUCUCGCGUCUACAUUUGUUCUUGUCGCCGACAACGAUCCUAUUACCUCAUUACGAGAACUGUCACUUAUACAAUUCGAUCAUCGAUUACUACUGGAACAUAGAGAAGUGCUGCGAUCAGUAGCGUCUCACCUAGCCCAAGUGGACUCCUUGGUAGAAUAUCUCGACACAGCUCUCCAAGCCAUGCAAAGGGAGAACGAAACAAUAAUGAAAGAAUCAGACGGUCAACUGAAAGCCUUCAACAACAUAAUAGAGGAACACGGUGUCGAGUCAAACUUACGUGGGGAGCUGCUCCAUCUUCUUUUGUGUGGAAUCCCAAGUAUGAUUCUUGAACAAUACCUCACCCAAAAGUUGAACCACAACCAAGCUCUUAAAGUUUGGCAAAAAACAUUCGAUGCUGGUUACCAAAGUCUGCAAAGGCUAUCUUGCCUCCAUAUCAUGCCAGCGGUAGAGCGACUCCUCAUGCACUUGGAUGAGCUCAAGGCAAUAGGGACAUGGGGACACAACUUUGGGGUUUUGGAACUAACGAGGAGCGCGAUCGAAGAGUGCAUUGACUCUUGCCGCGGACUUGCAAUGCGUGUAAACUCGCUACAGUUGCGCACCCUUGACGCGGCAGACCACUUCGGAGAGUUCAUCAAGUGGCUCAAUACAGUUUGUCAAAAUCUUGAACAUGAUAUUGGAUCUGAGCAUAUCACACCUUUAGUUGAAGCGGCGAACAUUAGCAAGGUGUCAAACUACAUCCGGAACCACCUCAUCUCUGACCCCUUUCACGAGUUCUUUGAUUCUGCGGCCGAUGCCUCAGAAAGUCUCGUAGGUGCUACAGCUGAUGAGGUUGUAAAGGAACCACAAUUGCCACGGCUAUUCCAGAACCUAGCUUCGAAUGCCACGAAGAUUUGGCCUGUGACACAUACGCUAAACUGGAAACCAGUCGCACUUGCUGGCUGCAUCCGACUAUGCGAGGUAGUUGAUGACUCAACAUCGAGCGAUGUCGGCAUGACCCACUUCCUCUCAGCGAAGUACUCACGAGAGGUAGAGGGACUGCGCUAUAUAGCCUUAAGUAUUCGGCACAAUAUUGGUGACCAGACAAUUCCUCUGUUCUGGGUUAUACGACACUCCGCGACGACUACUUCAUUGCCUGAGUCCCGAACACCGAAACCAUCAGUGUAUCAAACGUACGACCUAGACGUUGCUUGCGUUAGACUUGCUACCGGCGAUGGAAAUGACGUUAGCGUCGAGUUUCAUGAAAUCUUUGACGAUGACAUCGCCAUAAUGAUUCACAGAAGUCGGACAGCUACCGGCAUCGCAGAGUCAGAAUCGCAGGUAUCAACAUUGCGAUAUCGCGAUCUGGAGUUUUCUCGGGCGUCGACAUUCUAUGACGGAACCGAGAAAAUGAGUAUUCUGAAUGCAUAUAUCCAAACCAUUACGCUCGAUAGAAUACCUCUGAUCCCUGUGGAGGCCAGUGCGGCAUUAGAGACCGAUCCUCUCUCUUUAACAUCUAAUGGUCCACGAGGCACAGUUGCUCUACUGGGUACAGAUAGGAAGAAGAUAUCCAUUUUGCUGCAGAGCGACUCUGACGAAUAGAACUGAAAAUAUGAUCUAUUGUAUUUAAUCUUUACGCCCCUACGAUAUCCCACUG
This is a messenger RNA of Spizellomyces punctatus DAOM BR117, 2537 nucleotides long. RefSeq lists its product as uncharacterized. Gene Ontology annotation, biological process: protein K11-linked ubiquitination; anaphase-promoting complex-dependent catabolic process; positive regulation of mitotic metaphase/anaphase transition. Lineage: Eukaryota; Fungi; Chytridiomycota; Chytridiomycetes; Spizellomycetales; Spizellomycetaceae. The coding region runs from base 203 to 2482 and encodes 759 amino acids. The transcript is spliced from 15 exons. Gene Ontology annotation, molecular function: protein binding. The record is from RefSeq and is a predicted model, not a curated record. Gene Ontology annotation, cellular component: nuclear periphery; anaphase-promoting complex.